AUGAGGGGCUAUCAUGGCGACCGCGGCAGCCAGCCCCGCCCUGCCCGCCUGCCCGACUCGCCCAUGGACUACGGCCCCACGGCCCCGGGCUCCCGACCCCCGUACCUCCUGGGCCCCGGCGACCCCUACCCCACGGACCCCCGGUAUUGCCCUUCACGGGCUGGUCCAGGCCACCUCUCCCCCGACGGCCCCCUGAGUCUGAGCGAGCCGCCUUCUGCAGGUCCUGACGGGGGGCUGGGACCCGGGCCAGGGCCCGGCGGGGCAGGCAGCAGCACCUUCCCCAGGAUGUUCCCUGGGCAGGCUCCCUUUGAUGGCUGUGAAGACUGCGUGGGCCACCCUCCAGGGAAGGUGGCUGCCCGCCUGCCCCCGACGCUCCUGGACCAGUUUGAGAAGCAGCUGCCUCUGCAGCAGGACGGUUUCCACACCCUGCCGUACCCUCGAGGCGUGGCGGGGGGCAGUGGUGGGGCUGCGGCUGGCUCUGGCACUGGGGGGGGUGCCCCCGAGCCCCGAAGCGAGAGCCCCAGUCGCAUCCGCCACCUGGUCCACUCUGUCCAAAAGCUCUUUGCCAAGUCCCAUUCUCUGGAAGCUCCAGGGAAGCGGGACUACAACGGGCCCAAGGCAGAGAGCCGGUCUGGCACCGGAUCGGGGAGUGAGGGAUAUGCUGGUCACCAUUCCCCACACGGGCCCCCACACCACCACCACCACCACCACCAUCACCACCACCACCACCACCAGUCCCGCCAUGGCAAGAGGAGCAAGAGCAAGGACCGCAAGGCCAAUGGGCGGCACACCCCCAAGUCCAUGGGCUGGUGGAGCUCCGAUGACAACCUGGACAGUGACAGUGGCUUCUUGGCAGGUGGGAGGCCCCCAGGAGAGGCUGGCGCCCCCUUCUGCCUAGAAGCACCUGAUGGGACCUUCCGGGACCUGAGCUUCAAGGGGCUCCCAGGAGGGCCCGAGGGCCGGUGCCUGGCCUGUACUGGCAUGUCCAUGUCACUGGACGGGCAGACGGUGAAGCGUAGUGCCUGGCACACCAUGAUGGUCAGCCAGGGCCGGGAUGGGUUCCAGGGGUCUGGGCCAAGCAAGGGGCUCCUGGGGCCUGAGACCAAGGCCAAGGAUAGGAGUUACCACUACCUUCAGGUACCCCAUGAUGAAUGGGGGGGUUAUCCAACAGGGGGUAAGGAUGGGGAAAUCCCAUGUCGAAGGAUGCGAAGUGGUAGCUACAUCAAGGCCAUGGGUGAUGAGGACAGCGGUGACUCAGAUGGCAGCCCUAAGAUGUCUCCAAAGGGAGCUGCCCGCCGCUAUGCCUAUCGCCGUUCCUCCAGUGUGGAUCAGGCUCGAAUCAACUGCUGUGUGCCACCCCGGAUUCACCCCCGGACUGGGGCCCCUGGCUAUGGUCGCUCCCUCACCACAGGACAGCUCAGUGAGGAGCUAAGCCAGCAAUUUGAGGCCGUGUGUGGGACAGUUUUUGGGGAGCCAGAGUCCCAGGCAGUGGAUGCCCUGGACCUACCCGGCUGCUUCCGUAUGAGGAGCCACAGCUACCUCCGGGCCAUCCAGGCCGGUUGCUCACAGGAUGAUGACUGCCUGCCCCUCCUCACUGCCCCCAUGGGAGCAGGGCCAAGCACCUUUAAUUUCAGAAAAGCUCCACCGCCCAUCCCUCCAGGACGACAGACUCCACCACGCAUUUCCAUCACAGCCCAGAGCAGUACUGAUUCUGCCCAUGAGAGCUACCCACCCCCUGAGGGUCCCGCCUGGGCUCCUGAGCCCACUCGGCGCUGCAGCUCGGCUGAUGGCUUGGAUGGCCCUGCCACAGGGACCCGGACCCUUGAGCUGGCACCAGUCCCAGCUCGGGCUAGUCCCAAACCCCCUACCCUCAUCAUCAAGACCAUCCCUGGGAGGGAAGAGCUUCGUAGCUUGGCCAGGCAGCGCAAGUGGAGGCCUUCCAUUGGGGUACAGGUAGAGACCAUCUCAGACUCUGACACAGAGACAAGGAGCAGGAGAGAAUUCCACUCCAUUGGGGUACAGGUGGAGGAGGAUAAGAGGCGAGCCCGGUUCAAGCGUUCCAACAGCGUGACUGCCGGAGUACAGGCAGACCUGGAGCUGGAAGGCCUGGCUGGCUUGGCCACAGUGGCCACAGAGGACAAGGCCCUGCAGUUCGGCCGCUCCUUCCAGCGGCAUGCUUCUGAACCCCAGCCGGGGCCUCGAGGCCCUGCCUACUCUGUCUUCCGCACCGUCCACACACAGGGCCAGUGGGCUUACCGUGAGGGCUACCCGUUGCCAUAUGAGCCACCUGCCCCAGAUGGGCCUCCUGGCUCUGGCCCAGCCCCUGCCCCGACUCCGGCUCCAACUCAUGGCCGCCGAGACUCGUGGAUGGAGCGUGGCUCCCGUAGCCUCCCCGACUCUGGCCGUGCCUCCCCCUGCCCCAGGGAUGGAGAGUGGUUCAUCAAGAUGCUUCAGGCAGAGGUGGAGAAGAUGGAGCACUGGUGCCAGCAGAUGGAGCGGGAAGCAGAGGACUAUGACCUCCCUGAGGAGAUCUUGGAGAAGAUUCGGAGUGCAGUAGGCAGUGCCCAGCUUCUUAUGUCACAGAAGGUGCAGCAGUUUUUCCGGCUGUGCCAGCAAAGCAUGGACCCAGCCUCAUUUCCUGUGCCCACUUCCCAGGACCUGGCUGGCUUCUGGGACCUCCUGCAACUUGCCAUCGAGGAUGUGAGCCUCAAAUUUUUGGAGCUGCAGCAGCUUAAGGCCAACAGCUGGAAACCCCUGGAGCCUGAGGAGGAGAAGAAGGUCCCUCCCCCGAUACCAAAGAAGCCCUCUCGGGGGCGGGGGGUCCCAGUGAAGGAUCGCUCCCUGGACUCUGUGGACCGGCAGCGGCAGGAAGCUCGGAAGAGGCUCCUAGCAGCCAAGCGGGCAGCCUCUUUCCGCCACAGCUCAGCCACAGAAAGUGCGGACAGCAUAGAGAUCUAUAUCCCCGAGGCCCAGACCAGACUGUGA
Messenger RNA from Gracilinanus agilis (Agile Gracile Mouse Opossum), 2985 nucleotides. RefSeq names its product DLG associated protein 3 (gene DLGAP3). The transcript is spliced from 10 exons. Lineage: Eukaryota; Metazoa; Chordata; Mammalia; Didelphimorphia; Didelphidae. Gene Ontology annotation, cellular component: glutamatergic synapse; postsynaptic specialization. Gene Ontology annotation, biological process: signaling. The record is from RefSeq and is a predicted model, not a curated record. Bases 1 to 2985 code for a protein of 994 amino acids. Gene Ontology annotation, molecular function: molecular adaptor activity.